AUGUAUAAACUUUCUAAGGAGCCAACUUUUCGUAUUCUAGCGCCCAAAUAUAUUUGCGGAAGUCCUCCACCAGAAGCCAUAGCUAACACUACAAUUUAUUCAGUCCCGAGUAAUCAUCAAAUAACAAUCGGCCUCCAAACGAGAAGUGGUCAACGGUUGCGCUACCAUGUGACGAUAUAUUUCACUCUACUGAACGGUUUCAUCAGUCAACGACACACCUUACACUUGUGGCGCAGUGUUCGUCAGCUCGAACGGCAACUCAACAAAAACCAUGAGCAAAUUUCCGUCACUAAUCAAAUAGUUAUCCCUAAUAAGGACCUAGUACCCAGGACAAACUACACGUUUAGCAUUACCGGCGUGGAUGAAGCUGAUGUAGUCAGUCAGGCUCAAAAUUUCACCAUCACCUAUCGAGGCAAGAAUACAGGAACCUCCGUUGUACAAGACAGAUCAUCUGCCAGCAAUGACGUAUCGUUAAUAUUGCUUGGUUCAGAGGUAGCUUAUCCCGACUUACCGUACCUAGUGACGGCGAAAAUAAUUUUCUGUGAGGCUCGAAAUGAUUACAAGUUGAAUUGGACUAUUUCGGAAUCUAACAAUGCUAUACAAAGAACGUUGAGUCAGUCUAACGAGCUGGAAAUCCCCGCGGGUGUGUUUCUACCGAAUGCCGAUGUUAAAAUAACAGCUAUCGUUUUAAAUUCAACGGAUGGCACUUUAAUAGCCAAAGCCGAAAUGAAGGUUACCAUUUUGAAUCGGGCCCGUCGGGUGGUUCUGUAUCCUACGAAAUCUACCGCCGGUUUCUCACAGUCUACGCUGAUUGAUGCAGUCUCCAAUGCGGACGAAGAAACUUACAUUGUUUGGAGUUGUGAAGACGCAACGGGAGACACAAGUUGUUCCGACGAUUUGAUUGUCAAAGCCAAUUCGGUAUCCAUUUCAUUUUUAAAGGAGCCAAGUUAUGAAAUAACCGCAUCAGUUGGAAACAUUAGCACUACAUCGAAUAUUGAAGUCAGUACCAAGUCCACUAUCAGUGUGGUGCUUCAGAAACUACCGCCAAUGUUUCUCAUUCCAGGACGACAAUAUGAAUUUGUUGCAGACGUUAGUGGUCUUGUUCCAAAGUGUAUUUGUAACUGGACCGUAGUAAAUGAAACUGGCUACGCAACAUUUCCUUCUGCGGUUGUAGAAACGUUGGGCGGAAUAUUUAUUAACGACGUCGACGAAAACUUUCUCUCUGAGCUUGUAGACUAUGGAAAUGAUACAGUAGAGCGAGAAGUCAAGCUAACAAUUCCAGCAAUGUCCUUAUUGUCAAAUCAGACCCUUCUGGAAUCAGAUGUUUCAUAUAAACUCAGAUUAGAGACCAGCUGCCCGGAGCCGAUAAAUGACAACUUUAAUGCUAGCACUAAGCGAGAUACAGUGAACACUUACUGGGAUAUGAUAUUAGAAACUAACGGACCACCCGAAGGCAUGCCGUUGGAAAUUACCCCAUUAGAAUUAGAAAAUGGAAUUGCUCUGGAAACCUUGUUCACCUGGUCAGUGGAGGUCGCUAAAGACACGGAAACGGAUUACCCACUGAUGUAUUCCUACUGGUAUGAAACAGCUGGAAAUUCUAUCAAAAUUGCUAGUUAUUACGAAGUAAUGUCAGCGGAAACUCAGCUACCUUUCUCUCACGAAAAAAUAUCCACCUACUAUGUGGUUUGCGAUUCUAGGGCAGCAUGUACCCGGGUUAGUGGUCCCUCAGUAACAGUACAAUUCAACUCAGUUUUGGACCUACAUAAGCUGCAGUUUAUGGUAGAUUCCAUACAGAGUAACUUUAAUCGAAUCAACCUCCGCGAAGCUUGCAAAAUAGCAUUUGAAACGCUACUAACAUUAAAAAAUCAAAACUCUGAAUCAUUUGACAUUGUCUACCAAAACAUUAUAACUAUAAUUGAAAACGAAAUUCCCAAAAUCCAAACAGCCUUUCUAGACCAAUCACCGCCAUUAACCGAGGAAAGUAUUUUGCAACUUGCGCAACAAGUAAAAGUUCUUCUAGAUUUCGAACGCGGAAGUAACGAUCAUAUCCUCGGUCAGCUGCUAGAGUUGAUUGAUCACGUGGAAGAAAAGACAGUGCGUAAAGCCAGAUCUCCAAGUCCUAAACCAAUCACCAACACGGUAGAUACUUCGAGUACCAAGAUUGAGCUAUACGAAAGUUUGAUCAACUCUCCAAAUGGAACUGCGCUAUCUAAGAACACAGCAAAGGCUCAACUGCUAAGCUAUAUUCCAGAAGUUGCCCAACGGCUCUGCGGCAACCAGCAGGUUGGCUAUUCGGAUGACUGGUUUACCCUGGAAACGAUGAGAUUAAAACCUGCCACCAAGAAUUCUCUACGAGGCUCCAUUCGGAUACCAUCUGAUGUUAAACUUCCUCAACGAGCAACGAUCAGUGUUACGGAAUUUCCUUCCUUUGACGUACCAGGCGAGAGCGUGUCCUAUUUGUGCUUGGGUACCGUUGCCUUUCACAGGGAUUUAUUAUCUGACGUAGACCCCGCCCCGGAGCAGACACAGUUUCAUUUAUUUCUAACUGCCGUCGAUAAGAAUGAGUUGGGCGUGCUGGCCGAAUGGACUAAGGGACUAUAUCUCUGGAAUCUUACAAUUAUGGCCACGGAUACGACAAAGCGCUAUAAGUGUCAGCUUUGGUUUGAAAACUGGACUGAUAAAUUUUGCGAAAGUUCGCUCAACCAAAAUUUCCUCGUCUGUAAUUGUACACGGGUCAGUUAUUUGCGGGUAAUUUUAGAACCCGGAAGCAUUUCAAUCAAUGUUAUUGCCUCUACCACACCAACUACAACAGUUGGUUUUACUGAAAUCACCACUGACACAGAUAUGCUAACAUUUGCCCCACUAUCAACGCUUCCGGCAGAGGAGGAAACCUUACCCAGAACUACUGUAUCAACUACUGGGACUAAUCAAACAUCUGAACUUGCAAUGCCGCCGAGUCAGCCAGCAGUGUUCGCUACGAAUUCGACUGUAGAUGAGAGCACCUAUCUGGAACCGAACAAAACCGGACACAGUUUUCUUAAAUCCGCAGCCGGUCCACUAGGAUAUACGAUUGUAGGCGCCCUCGCACUCUGUGCGCUAUUGACGCUAGCGGCAAUGAUCCUGUACAAGCGUCGCCGUCGGACGACCACUCUGGCGGAGGAACUGCAAGGAAUGGCGGUCCGAAUGCGCAGCCAAUCCCUACCGGUCCGAUAUGCUCGCUUUCAGGACGAACACAAUAUGAGUGGUGAUAACGUUUCUACCAUAUCCGAUACGAUCACAAUUUGA
Molecule: messenger RNA, 3285 nt
Organism: Sabethes cyaneus
Lineage: Eukaryota; Metazoa; Arthropoda; Insecta; Diptera; Culicidae
Exons: 7
Coding region: 1-3285 (1094 amino acids)
Source: RefSeq, a predicted model, not a curated record